Messenger RNA from Nyctereutes procyonoides (raccoon dog), 3844 nucleotides. It is a transcript of the gene KLHL9, whose product is annotated as kelch like family member 9. Gene Ontology annotation, cellular component: Cul3-RING ubiquitin ligase complex. The record is from RefSeq and is a predicted model, not a curated record. Gene Ontology annotation, biological process: protein ubiquitination; regulation of cytokinesis. Gene Ontology annotation, molecular function: cullin family protein binding; ubiquitin-protein transferase activity. Bases 14 to 1870 code for a protein of 618 amino acids. The transcript has a single exon. Lineage: Eukaryota; Metazoa; Chordata; Mammalia; Carnivora; Canidae.
GGAAGGCUUUCCCAUGAAAGUGUCCCUCGGCGGCACCGGCGAAAUGGGCGUCUCCGCCCACCUACAGCCCUGCAAGGCAGGAACCACGCGUUUCUUUACCAGCAACACUCACAGUUCGGUGGUGCUGCAAGGCUUCGACCAGCUCAGAAUAGAAGGCUUGCUUUGUGAUGUGACCCUGGUCCCGGGCGACGGAGAUGAAAUCUUCCCCGUUCACAGAGCUAUGAUGGCGUCCGCUAGUGAUUACUUCAAGGCAAUGUUCACAGGCGGAAUGAAAGAACAGGAUCUGAUGUGCAUUAAGCUGCAUGGGGUGAACAAGGUUGGGCUGAAGAAAAUAAUUGACUUCAUUUAUACUGCAAAGCUUUCUCUCAAUAUGGACAAUCUUCAGGACACCCUUGAAGCUGCCAGCUUCUUACAGAUUUUGCCCGUCUUGGACUUCUGUAAGGUGUUCCUUAUUUCGGGAGUCUCUUUGGACAACUGUGUUGAAGUUGGGCGGAUUGCUAACACCUACAAUCUGAUCGAAGUGGAUAAGUACGUCAAUAAUUUCAUCCUGAAGAAUUUUCCUGCGUUGCUGAGUACCGGGGAGUUUCUAAAACUCCCCUUUGAACGGCUUGCCUUUGUGCUUUCUAGUAACAGUCUUAAGCACUGUACUGAACUUGAGCUCUUCAAGGCCGCCUGUCGCUGGCUAAGAUUGGAAGACCCUCGGAUGGAUUAUGCUGCAAAAUUAAUGAAGAACAUUCGAUUUCCAUUGAUGACACCCCAGGAUCUCAUCAAUUACGUGCAGACAGUAGAUUUCAUGAGAACAGACAAUACUUGUGUGAAUUUGCUUUUGGAAGCUAGCAAUUACCAAAUGAUGCCAUAUAUGCAGCCAGUGAUGCAGUCAGAUAGAACUGCCAUUCGAUCUGACUCGACACACUUGGUCACCUUAGGAGGAGUUUUGAGGCAGCAGCUGGUUGUCAGCAAAGAAUUACGGAUGUAUGAUGAAAGGGCACAAGAAUGGAGAUCCCUUGCCCCCAUGGAUGCUCCUCGUUACCAGCAUGGUAUUGCUGUCAUUGGAAACUUUCUUUAUGUAGUUGGUGGUCAAAGUAAUUAUGAUACGAAAGGAAAAACUGCUGUUGAUACAGUUUUCAGGUUUGAUCCUCGGUACAACAAAUGGAUGCAGGUUGCAUCGUUAAAUGAAAAGCGCACGUUUUUCCACUUGAGUGCCCUUAAAGGACAUUUAUAUGCUGUUGGUGGGCGAAGUGCGGCUGGUGAACUGGCCACAGUAGAAUGUUACAACCCAAGGAUGAAUGAGUGGAGCUAUGUUGCAAAAAUGAGCGAGCCCCACUAUGGCCAUGCUGGAACAGUGUACGGAGGCUUGAUGUAUAUUUCAGGAGGAAUUACUCAUGACACUUUCCAAAACGAGCUCAUGUGUUUUGACCCAGAUACAGACAAAUGGACACAGAAGGCUCCAAUGACUACAGUCCGAGGUCUGCACUGCAUGUGUACAGUUGGAGACAAGCUCUAUGUCAUUGGUGGCAAUCACUUCAGAGGAACAAGUGAUUAUGAUGAUGUUCUAAGCUGUGAAUACUAUUCACCAACCCUUGACCAGUGGACACCAAUUGCUGCUAUGUUAAGAGGUCAGAGUGAUGUUGGAGUUGCUGUCUUUGAAAAUAAAAUCUAUGUUGUGGGUGGAUAUUCCUGGAAUAAUCGUUGUAUGGUAGAAAUUGUCCAGAAAUAUGACCCAGAAAAGGAUGAAUGGCAUAAAGUUUUUGACCUUCCAGAGUCACUUGGUGGCAUUCGAGCUUGUACUCUCACAGUUUUUCCACCCGAGGAAAACCCUGGGUCACCUUCUAGAGAAUCCCCUCUUUCAGCACCUUCAGACCAUUCUUAGGACUAAAAUGUAGUACCUUUGCAGUGCAUCAUGGAUGAUCUCACACUUCCCCUUAAAUUGUAUCUUCUUAAAGUGAUUGGUGCAGUUAUUAGGUUAAAUGGUAACUGAUGUUAUUUGUAUUGCUUGGCUCAGUGUGUUUAUCCGUAUGGUUAACAAAUGCAUUCUGAAAAUGUAUUUAACAUAGCCAGCUGUUUUAACAAAUGUAAAAAAGAUAUGUAGAAAAAUGUUUUAGAUGUCUUUGUGGUGUUGUGUAAGUCAAAUUGUAGGUGAUUGUAGUAAAUGUAUAAUUAUGUUCGUUUAUGCUUCAAAGCUGCAAGUUUUCAUCUUUCACUUCAGAACAUCGAAGGGAGGCUGCUUGCUCUGACCUAAAAUAAUAAAAGGUCGCCAAAUAUCACCUACCUCCCUUUUUUCAUAAUGGUUUUUGAUAUCGUUGACAAUUCACCAGAUCGAGUGCAUUCAGAAUAUGUGAAGUUUCCUAGAUAGGAGAAAUAAACAGCGUACAAAACCCUAAGUCAGGAUUUUGUAUCUCUGGAGAGAGGGAAAGGGAGAGAGGAAAUAUAGGUAUGUAUGCGCAUAAACACAUCCGUAUGCAUACAUACAUGUGUAUAUACAUUCAUACAGCUGUACACAUAUAAUUUUAAAAUUGAUUGGUAUUUCAGCUGUAGGAAAAUUGUUUCUAAAUUAAAUUUUUUUUUCUUCUACCUAGCAGCUAUUUCUAUCCAAAUGGGAAUUCAGUACCAGAGAAUAAGUAUCUAUGGAAUCGUACUAAAUUGAGAUAGAUAAGGGCUACAGCAUAUUAAACUGACUACCAAAUUUGUCAUUUGACUAAUUUGUUACUUCAGAUAAAACCUAUUACUUUUUCUGCUUGUGUAUGGUUUUCUAUAGAGUUGCAAGUUCAGGUUUCUGAAAGUUGGUUUUGCUGAAUAAGUUUAAGCUCUGCUAUUUUCCACCCUUUUUGUUCAGUAAAACUUAUAUGAGGAAAGCUAAGAAAGAAAUAACGCUGAGCAAAGCGAUAGGAUUUUAAGUUCAGUCUCCCAACUUAGUCAUUCUAAUGUGAUCAUUUGAUUUGGGGUGAUUGCUCCACCCCAUGUGCAUCCUGAGCUUUGUGUGACCUGCCUUAGGGCUAUGAUCUGAGCAAGCAGGAGAUAUACUCAGUUCUGUAUCAGAUCAGGAAAACGUCCUUUUGACUAUUUCUAAAGAACAGGACCAACUUCAGAUUCUCUCAGAAGCCAGCUACAGAGAAAGCGUGGAACAUUCCUGUUUUUCAGGCAGUACUAAAGUAGAUGUUCAGCCUCUAAAAUACCAAAGGCAUCCCUACUGGUUGAGAAUUACAUGGGGAGAUCUUAAUGACCUCUUUUCUGCAAAUGGAAGUCAUAGGAGUCUUGUAGGUAGUGAGUGAUUCUAGAGAGGUACUUUAUUGGAAUAAUUGCCUACCUGAAGAAAAAAUUUACAUGUGUAUAUUUACAUACAUAUUAAUAUGUAUACCCUUACACUUGGGAGAUUGUCAUAGUAUAUAUAAAUCAGGAAUAAUCUCUUUAUUGACAAUCUCAUAAUAAAACUCAGGAACCAGGACAAAAUGAAUUGGCUUCCAUUGACGGUCUGAACUUUACUGCCCAUACAAGUGUUGAUUCAUUUUAAUGCUUUUUAUGAUUUCUGCCUCGGCAGAAAAUUUCAUACUUUCUAUGUUUUUUUUUUAAUGACUAAUUUUUUUAUUACUAAAAAUAGCACAUUUGAGUACACUUAGAAAAUAGAAAAAGUAGAAAUUGAUGUUAACUUUGUGCAUUGAAUAAGCAAGAAAUGGCAUCCCAAUCCUUUCUUUAUUAAUGAGGUUAAAUAUAUGUGUUUUUUUGAGUAUCUCCGUUUCCUCUUUGAAUGUUCAUGUCCUUUACCCUUGUGAUACCUAUUGGACUUGCUUUGUUUUUUUCAUACCAAGUUAUAGGAUCUCUUUAUAUAAUAAAUAUAAUUUAACUGGCA